AUGGGUAACCUGCCGCAGCGACGUGUGACCGCAAGUGGCUAUCCCUUCGAGACAGUUGGCAUCGACUACGCCGGACCUAUAAUGUCAGCCAGUCGACAAGGACGCGGCUGUGCGUAUAAUGAAAUCGGUCGUUUUAUUAAAAGUUGUAACAAUUCGCUGCCUGGUGACCUAGCUCUUGAAGGUAUUAAUUUCCAUUUCCUACCUCCUCACGCCCCUCAUUUCGGUGGUCUAUGGGAGGCAGGCGUUAAAUCUGUAAAGUUCCAUCUCAAACGAAUUCUUGGUAAUUGUAACCUCACAUACGAGGAAUUAAACACUGUGCUGGUCCAAAUUGAGGCAGUUCUCAACUCACGUCCGCUAACGCCGCUCUCAGCAGAUCCUAGCGACCUGCUGCCAUUGACGCCGGGACACUUCCUCAUCGGCCGCCCCCUCACCGCGCUGCCGACUGACUGCUACGAGCAACACGUCACAGGAACACUGAGCCGAUACCAACAUUUGGAGCAACUUCGCCAACACUUUUGGCGCAGAUGGAGCAAAGAGUAUAUAUCGGAACUACAGUUGAGGACGAAAUGGCGCUCUGAUCUCAACCCUUUACAGGAAGGCGUCCUCGUCAUCCUGAAGGAGGACAAUCUACCGCCGCUGAAAUGGCGGCUGGGUCGAGUCGUGGCAGUCCAUCCCGGAGCGGACGGAGUAUCCCGUGUGGCUGACGUGCGGACUGCGACAGGAGUCGUACGCCGCGCUUUUAGCAAGAUCUGCCUGCUGCCUCAAGACGACAUCUAG
Papilio machaon (common yellow swallowtail) is the source of this 777-nucleotide messenger RNA. RefSeq lists its product as uncharacterized. The record is from RefSeq and is a predicted model, not a curated record. Gene Ontology annotation, molecular function: nucleic acid binding. Bases 1 to 777 code for a protein of 258 amino acids. The transcript is spliced from 2 exons. Lineage: Eukaryota; Metazoa; Arthropoda; Insecta; Lepidoptera; Papilionidae.